AUGGCUUGGGGCCACGAUUACUGUUCAUUUUUGCAUGCGAAGCAUGCUCGAUCCAUGCUGCACCUACUGAAAGAAACCCUAGAUAAUGUUCAGCUAAAACCGGCCUCGGAAGUGCCCUUCACCGUGGCGGAUUUAGGCUGUUCUUGUGGCAACAAUACACUCUACAUCGUUGAUGUCAUUAUCAAGCACAUGAUCGAGCGGUACGAGUCCUCGGGAUACGUGCCUCCCGAGUUUUCCGCCUUCUUCUCCGACCUCCCUAGCAAUGACUUCAACACUCUAUUUCAACUCCUCCCACCUAUUGCCAAAGGUAGCAUGGAGGAGUGCCUAGCCACCGAUAACCACCGCUCUUACUUCGUCGCCGGCGUGCCCGGAUCAUUUUACCGCCGGCUUUUCCCUACAAGAUCAAUUGAUUUCUUCCACUCUGCAUUCUCCUUGCAUUGGCUAUCUCAGGUACCAGAGAGUGUGCAAGACAAGAGAUCACCAGCAUACAACAAAGGGAGGGUGUUCAUCCACAAUGCAAAUGAACAGACAGCAAAUGCAUACAAAAGCCAGUUCCAAAGAGACUUGGCUGCAUUUCUCAAAGCAAGAUCACAAGAAAUGAAGAGAGGAGGGUCAAUGUUUCUUGUCUGCCUAGGCAGAACCUCACCUGACCCCACUGACCAAGGUGGCCCCGGCAUCCUCUUCGGGACCCACUUUCAGGACUCUUGGAAUGAUCUUGUUCUCGAGGGCCUUAUAACAAGUGAAAAACGUGACACUUUCAACAUACCAGUGUAUGCAUCGAGCUUACAAGACUUUAGGGAGGUGGUUGAAGCAAAUGGGUCAUUCAGAAUCAACAAGCUAGAGAUAUUCAAAGGAGGAAGCCCCCUUGUGGUUAGCCAGCCCGACGAUGCGACUGAGGUCGGUCGAGCUCUCGCCAACAGCUGCCGGAGUGUGGCUGGGGUACUUGUUGAUGCCCACAUAGGUGACCAACUUAGUGAGGAGCUAUUUUCAAGGGUUGAGCACCGAGGUUCAAGCCAUGCCAAAGAGUUACUAGAGCAGCUGCAAUUCUAUCAUAUAGUUGCAUCCCUCUCUUUUGAAUAGAGAGAAUUAUUGUACACAAAUA
This is a messenger RNA of Pistacia vera, 1102 nucleotides long. Its product is annotated as indole-3-acetate O-methyltransferase 1. The record is from RefSeq and is a predicted model, not a curated record. Bases 1 to 1080 code for a protein of 359 amino acids. Gene Ontology annotation, molecular function: S-adenosylmethionine-dependent methyltransferase activity. Gene Ontology annotation, biological process: methylation. The transcript has 4 exons. NCBI's taxonomy places the organism in Eukaryota, Viridiplantae, Streptophyta, Magnoliopsida, Sapindales, Anacardiaceae.